AUGAGAGAUGAUGCUUCUACAUUUAGAAUUAACAAGUAUGAAGAUGAACACACCUGUGGAAUUAUAUGGGAGAACAGGCUGCUAGAUUCUGAUUGGAUUGCAAAGGAAUUAUUAGACAAGUUUAGAUUGAAUCUGAGCAUGUCAUUGGGUGAUUUCAAAAAGGCAAAUUCAGAUAAUAAGUAUUCCAAAGUCUCCCCUUGGACUUUUUAUAGAUCUAAGAAUAAUAAGUAUUCACAAGGAACUGUGAGAGAUCAGUAUGCAAUCCUUGAUGAUUAUUGUACACAACUAGUGAGACUUAAUCUUAGAAAUACAACUUUGAUCAAAUCAAAUUUAGUGGAUGACAAAAGGGUUUUUGAAAGGGUUUACAUCUGCCUUGCAGCUUGUAAAGCUGGCUUCAAGUUUUGCAGACCAAUUAUUGGGCUAGAUGGGUGCUUCUUGAAAGGCUAUUGCAGAGGUAUGCUGCUUGUAGCAAUUGGAAUUGAUGCUAACAACAGCAUGUUUCCUAUUGCUUUUGCUGUAACUGAAAAAGAAAACAUUGACAGUUGGACAUGGUUUGCUGAACUACUAAAAGAGGACUUAGAUAUGGAGGACACUGCAAAACUCACCUUUACUUCAGAUAAACAAAAGGGAUUGGAAAGGGCUGUGGGGACAGUGUAUGAAGGAUCUGAGGUUCGAUUUUGUGUUAGGCAUCUUUAUGCCAACUUCAAGAAGGAGUUUCCAGGAUUAUUGUUGAAGCAAAAACUAUGGGCUUGGGCUAGGGCAACUACUGUUGAGGAAUUCAAGAGAAAGUUGGAUGUGUUAAAAGGGAUUAAUGAAAAAGCUUUUGGUUGGCUAUCCAAAAAAUCACCAACAGAGUGGACCAAAUCCCACUUCAGGACUUCUGUUCAGUGUGACAUGUUGUUGAAUAAUUUGUGUGAGAGUUUCAAUUUAGCAAUCUUAGAUGGUAGAGACAAGCCAAUCAUCACAUUGUUAGAAGAAAGUGUGAGUAAGUGGAACAAUCCAGUGGGGAAAAGGAUCUUUGACAUCCUAGAGAAGAACAAGAAAUUGGCACUGAAAUGCCAAUGCACCAAGUCUGUUGGUGGAUUAUUCCAGGUCACAGCCCCUUCUGGUGAGGUGGUAGCAACUAAUUUGGAGAAGAACACAUGCUCUUGCAGAUCAUUUGACCUCACAUGUAUCCCAUGUGGUCAUGCAAUAGCAUGCAUAUGGUAUUCAAGGCUUCAGAUUUAUGGUUUUGUUGCUGCAUGUUACAAGAAGGAAGCCUUCAUAGGCACUUAUGCAAGGGCAAUUGCACCUAUGCCUAGUCCUGAACACUGGCUUGAUAAAGGAAAAAAUCCAAUCCUUCCACCACCAGUAACUGUUUUACCUGGUAGGCCCAAGAAAUUUAGAAAAAGAGAAGUGGAUGAACCUCCACCUGGUGCAACUAAAAUGAGGAGAUUUGGGCAGUCCAACAACUGCUCUAAUUGUAAACAGCCUGGACAUACAAAGAAAACUUGCCCCAAACCAGUACAAGAACAAGAACCUCCACAGAAGAAAAAGAUGGGUCGUCCUCCCAAAAAGAAUUUAGACCUUAAAACUGUAAAGAGAAACAUUAGGAGAAUGAAGCAAAAGGGUUUUUUGUAUGCUGCAGCAUGUUUUUUGUUGAAUUGUGCAAGGAUUCUUGUACUUAUGCAACUACAUUUUGCUGAUAAAAUAAGGACAAAUCUGAGAAGGCAAUAA
Molecule: messenger RNA, 1716 nt
Organism: Cannabis sativa
Lineage: Eukaryota; Viridiplantae; Streptophyta; Magnoliopsida; Rosales; Cannabaceae
Exons: 5
Coding region: 1-1716 (571 amino acids)
Molecular function (GO): nucleic acid binding; zinc ion binding
Source: RefSeq, a predicted model, not a curated record